AUGGCUUGGAUCGACAACAUCUGCGGUGCAGGGUCUAACUACAUUAGGAUACUGAGCAAAUGUGCCACCCGCGGAACAACCUCUAAAGGAAGCAACAACCAUAUCGACAGCACAUCUGCCCCCGUCACAAACGCCGACGAUGCCAUGGUGGUCAAUUCAUGGAGUGCGGUGGCUACAGGGGAAGUUCCGAAGGGGAAUAAACUCCCAGCUUGCCCUAUCAGCCUGCCAAUCUGUGGACGAGUUGCCUAUAAAUCAUCUCUGCAUCUCGACGCAAUACACCAUCAUCUCAAUCUGUGUAUUUCAGUAAUAUUCGCUUCCACACACGGGUAUGAACAAGCGAAUUCUAGUCAAGGAAAUCAAGGGCUCAUGAAGGUGCAAGAAGCACUGCCUGAGGCUGACGUUGUUAUCUUUUUGGCUUAUAUCAUUGGUCAAAAUGGCUAUUACGACUCUUUUCGAAGCCAGGAGUGAUUGUGGCUCUUUAGUUC
Messenger RNA from Fusarium redolens, 485 nucleotides. RefSeq lists its product as uncharacterized. The record is from RefSeq and is a predicted model, not a curated record. The transcript has 4 exons. Bases 1 to 468 code for a protein of 155 amino acids. NCBI's taxonomy places the organism in Eukaryota, Fungi, Ascomycota, Sordariomycetes, Hypocreales, Nectriaceae.